GUUACCAGUCAAUACAUGUGGGCAGAGCCAAUCGUGGACUCGACUUCCGCAGACGCACCUAAAAACGUGAUUCGAUUCUUCUCGUUCUGCUGAUGUCUGGUUUAUCUUUUUUAUCGGAACUGGUCUCUGGCCGAUAAAUCAACUAGAUCUUCAUUUCAUUUCUCACCAAAAUCUGAUUCACAUUGCUUUAUUCUCCCUGCAAAAGAUUGUAUCUGCAGCUUGUAUUAAGCAAGUUUUGAUGGAGACCAAAUCUGUACAGCCAGGUAACACAAUCCCACUGCUCACUCCCUACAAGAUGGGAAAAUUCGAUCUUUCUCAUAGGGUUGUUUUGGCACCGUUAACAAGGCAAAGAUCUUAUAACAAUGUUCCUCAGCCUCAUGCCAUCUUGUACUACUCUCAACGAACCACUCGACGAGGUCUUCUCAUAGCUGAAGCCACUGGGAUUUCCAACACCGCUCAAGGGUAUCCAAUGACACCUGGUAUAUGGACAAAAGAGCAAGUGGAAGCCUGGAAACCUAUUGUUGAUGCUGUUCAUGCAAAGGGUGGGAUCUUCUUUUGUCAAAUUUGGCAUGUUGGGAGAGUUUCGAAUUCAGGUUUUCAGCCAAAUGGGCAACCACCAAUCUCUUGUACCGACAAGCCAUUGACCCCUCAAAUUCGAGCUAAUGGCGUUGAUGUUGCAGAAUUCACACCUCCAAGGAGGCUAAAGACAGAUGAAAUCCCCCAAAUAGUUGAUCACUUCAGAAUUGCCGCAAGAAAUGCUAUGGAAGCUGGAUUUGACGGAGUUGAGAUCCAUGGAGCUCAUGGCUACUUAAUCGAUCAGUUUAUGAAAGAUCAAGUGAAUGAUAGAACAGAUCAAUAUGGUGGAUCUCUAGAGAAUCGAUGCAGAUUUGCUCUAGAAGUUGUUGAGGCUGUCGUGAACGAGAUUGGAGCAGACAGGGUUGGAAUUAGGCUAUCGCCUUUUGCAGACUAUAUGGAAUCAGGAGACUCUAACCCAAAAGAAUUAGGUCUCUACAUGGCUGAGUCCUUGAAUAGAUCUGGGAUUCUUUACUGCCACAUGGUUGAGCCUAGAAUGAAAACAGUGAACGAAAAAUGCGAAUGCCCCCACAGUCUUCUGCCCAUGAGAAAGGCUUUCAAAGGUACUUUCAUUGUCGCAGGGGGUUAUGACAGGGAAGACGGAAAUAAAGCUGUAGCUGAGGACCGGGCGGACCUUGUUGCCUUCGGGCGAUUGUUCUUAGCCAAUCCAGAUCUGCCAAAGAGAUUUGAGCUUAAUGCUCCUCUAAAUAAGUACAACCGGCAUACAUUCUACACACCCGAUCCUGUAGUUGGUUACACUGAUUACCCAUUUCUUGAAACCCAAAAUUAGGCAGACGGAGGAGUUGAAUAUCCGCUUAUCUAGGGAAGAUGGAAACAAAGCUGUGGCCGUGAACCUUGCAGACUUUUUCCCUUGUGGUCACUUGUUCACUGGCUAAUCCAGAUUUGCAAAAGAGAUUCAAGCUUGGAUGCUCCACUGAAUAAGUAUAAGUGAUUCCACAAACAUGAUCCUCUAGUUGGUCACACUGAUUAUCCAUUUCUUGAAACCAAUUAUUAGGAGACUGGGGAAGACGGUACCUGAAAAACCUGAUUAUCCUCCCAGGCUUUAUAUGUGUCUGACUAUCGGUACUUCUAACUUCCUUCUUAUAUUGAAACAUCUUAUCUAUACAUCAUGUGUUGCAAUAAAGAAAAUGAUGCUAUGAAAGUAUUUUGUACCUUUUCACCAUUCCAGCAAAA
This is a messenger RNA of Carica papaya (papaya), 1767 nucleotides long. Its product is annotated as 12-oxophytodienoate reductase 2-like. The record is from RefSeq and is a predicted model, not a curated record. Gene Ontology annotation, molecular function: FMN binding; oxidoreductase activity. NCBI's taxonomy places the organism in Eukaryota, Viridiplantae, Streptophyta, Magnoliopsida, Brassicales, Caricaceae.